UUGAAGAAGAAAAAGAAGAAAGAAAACACACAAAAUCAGAAAAAAGAAGCUUCAAACUUAACAAAACACUGAAACAACAAUUUCACUUUCUUUCUCUUCACUUUCUCUCUCUUUCUCUGCAUUUUCCGCCAUUUUCUCGAGAAAAUCUCUCACAAGGUUCAGCAUGCUUGCUACAUUUGACGUGCUUUUGAUAUAGUUUUCAUGGUGGAUAUCUCAGUAGACCAAACACGCUUCUAAAGGCUGGUAGUUACUUGGUAUCAUAUAGACAGCAGCAGACUUGAAGAAAAAAAGUUAACUUUUACUAUAUCUGUGUUCCUUAUUGUUUCUACUCUACCAUUUUUUGCUACACAAUUACGACAAGGAGUUGUCCGGAAGACAAUGAUCAAUUUGGUUGUAAUUUGGCAUCCUUAUGAUCAAGUACCAUAAAGACAUAGGGAUAUUGUUUCAUUUGUAGGAUCAUCAAGAUGAAGAAAUUGUACGGAGGAGUUCUGAUUGCCUCAUCUUUUACACUGUUUAUGCUCAUGAUCCUGCGAUAUGGGGUCAUGAAAAAUCCUAUUGGUGAAGGUUAUUUGACUAUACCUGUCUUAAUUAAUGGUACUAAUCCUCUUGAAUGGAUUAAUCCGGUGAUUCCGCCUGCUAUUCAUAAUCCAGUUGCUACUUCUCAAGUUAUUUCUGCGGACAUUUUAGUAUCUAGCCUCUUUGCCAGGAACAACUUUUCCAAACAAGAGCAGCAAACUCUGCAGACAUGGAACCAUUUGAAACACUUAAUUGAUCAUGUUCAGGGUUUACCUAGUGCAACAGAAGCUAUCAAGGAAGCUGCCAGUGCUUGGAAUAGUCUUGUUUCCUCAGUUGAAGAGCAAAAGCAAGGUCAUGGAAAUGAUAGUUCAAAAGCAAAAGAGAAACAGUGUCCCCAUUUUCUUAAUAAGAUGAAUUCUACUGAACUUGGUAAUAGUAGUUACAGACUGCAAGUACCUUGUGGUCUGACACAGGGUUCUUCGAUUACUGUAAUUGGCAUUCCAAAUGGUAUUCUAGGUAAUUUUCGGAUAGAUUUGACUGGUGAACCAAUCCCUGGGGAGCCUGAUCCCCCAGUUAUCUUGCACUACAAUGUUAGGCUUCAUGGUGAUAAAAUCACCGAAGAUCCAGUAAUUGUCCAAAACACCUGGACAGUAGCUCAUGAUUGGGGUGAAGAGGAACGAUGUCCAUCCCCUGAAUCUGCACAGGUUAAGAAAGUUGAUGAGUUAGAGCAGUGCAAUAAGAUUGUUGGGAACAACAUUAGCCAUCUUUACACGGGUGGCAUGCAUUCCCACACUUCAAGACAAAUUUCAGCAACUGAAGAGCAAUCAAUUAAGAGAAAAUACUUCCCUUUUAAGCAAGGAUACCCUUUUGUCGCAACCAUUAGAGUGGGAUCAGAGGGAAUCCAGAUGACAGUUGAUGGAAAACACAUAACUUCAUUUGCUUUUCGUGAAACUUUGGAGCCAUGGCUUGUCAGUGAGAUCAAAAUUUCUGGGGACCUAAAACUAGAAUCUAUUCUUGCAAGUGGUCUGCCUACAUCAGAGGAUUCAGAGCAUGUUGUUGAUCUGGAAUUAUUGAAAGCAAGUCCUCUAUCUGCACAGACCCCAUUGGAUCUUGUCAUUGGUGUUUUCUCUACUGCUAACAAUUUUAAGCGACGGAUGGCUGUUAGAAGAACCUGGAUGCAGUACAAUGCAGUUAGAUCAAGUACAACGGCUGUGCGCUUCUUUGUUGGUUUGCAUAAAAGUCAAAUAGUUAAUGAAGAACUGUGGAAAGAAGCACAAACGUAUGGAGACAUACAGUUGAUGCCGUUUGUUGACUACUACAGCCUCAUCACCUGGAAAUCUUUAGCAAUAUGUAUUUUCGGGACACAGGUUGUUUCAGCAAAGUUUGUCAUGAAGACAGAUGAUGAUGCAUUUGUUCGUGUAGAUAUAGUGCUAGCCUCUUUGAAGAGGAUCAAUGUGUCUCAUGGGUUACUAUAUGGACUCAUCAAUUCAGAUUCCCAGCCUCAUCGAAAUCCUGAUAGCAAAUGGUACAUCAGCCAAGAGGAAUGGAGCGAAGGAACUUAUCCUCCAUGGGCACAUGGUCCCGGUUAUGUGGUUUCACAUGACAUAGCAAGGACAGUUUACAAGAAAUACAAAGAGAAUCAUUUGAAGAUGUUUAAGUUAGAAGACGUUGCGAUGGGAAUCUGGAUCGCAGACAUGAAGAAGGAAGGUCUAGAAGUUCGAUACGAGAAUGAGGGCAGAGUUUAUAAUGAAGGUUGCAAGGAUGGUUAUGUGGUUGCCCAUUAUCAAGGUCCUAGGGAGAUGCUAUGUUUGUGGCACAAACUUCAGGAGUUAAAACGCGCAACAUGCUGUGGUGAUAGGAGGAGGUGACUACUGAGUACUGACUAACCGCGAUACCACUUCUGAUAAAAGAGCUUUCCACAUUUUGAAGCUUGUAUAAUAAUUAGAAUAGUUAGUGCAGCCAGAAAUGAUUAGAAAUAGUUAAUAGCAGGGCAUAUUAGUAGUCAUAGAUCCGUUCAAGUAAAUCUGAUGAUUGUUCUGUGUAGAGAGAGGGAGCGAUUUGUAUAGAGCUGCCAAUCAGAAACGGGUUAUCAAAUUUUGCCACAACUGAUCAAUUUUUUGAUUGGAAACAUUUCAUUCAUUGUAGAAAGAAACCUCAAAUUGUUAACAAUUUUUUUUGCCAAUACUGCCAUAGUCUAGUGGAAAAUUCUUUGG
Molecule: messenger RNA, 2729 nt
Organism: Medicago truncatula (barrel medic)
Lineage: Eukaryota; Viridiplantae; Streptophyta; Magnoliopsida; Fabales; Fabaceae
Product: beta-1,3-galactosyltransferase GALT1
Exons: 8
Coding region: 465-2384 (639 amino acids)
Cellular component (GO): Golgi membrane
Molecular function (GO): carbohydrate binding; UDP-galactose:N-glycan beta-1,3-galactosyltransferase activity
Source: RefSeq, a predicted model, not a curated record